Messenger RNA from Bicyclus anynana (squinting bush brown), 8369 nucleotides. RefSeq names its product nuclear pore complex protein Nup98-Nup96 (gene Nup98-96). The transcript is spliced from 48 exons. Bases 228 to 6200 code for a protein of 1990 amino acids. Gene Ontology annotation, cellular component: nuclear pore cytoplasmic filaments; nuclear pore. Gene Ontology annotation, molecular function: structural constituent of nuclear pore. Gene Ontology annotation, biological process: post-transcriptional tethering of RNA polymerase II gene DNA at nuclear periphery; RNA export from nucleus; protein import into nucleus. NCBI's taxonomy places the organism in Eukaryota, Metazoa, Arthropoda, Insecta, Lepidoptera, Nymphalidae. The record is from RefSeq and is a predicted model, not a curated record.
UUACUCUUUGGAUCGAGAUAAGAUUCUCUCUGAUCUGUGUCUUUGAUGAUUGAUCAAGUGCAAGUGUUUUUGUUGAUUGUGGUGUUAAAUUAAAAUUAUAAAACACAUAAAAUAUUCCCAAUAUUCCAGUGAAUUUUUAUUACCAAUAACUAUUUAUGUGGCGUCAUGAUGCUCGGAGUACACUAGAAGGCUUCUGAAAUAAAGAGAUCUAGAGCCAAGCAUCCAUCAUGUUCCCAAAACCGCCCUUUGGGACUACCACCACUGGGUUUGGUUCCUUCAACGCCGGCACGAGCGCCGCCUCGCCCUUCGGAGGGUUCAAGCCCACGGCGAGCACCAGCGCUUUUGGCGCUCCGCCCGCCUUCGGAGCCAAUACCUCGCAACAGCCCGCGACGGGAGGAGGACUAUUCGGCGCGACCAACACUACUGGAGGACUAUUCGGAAACACGUCCACGCCGUCUACGUUCGGCCAGACUAGCGGCUUCGGCUUCUCGGGCAACACGUCGGGCGGCGGACUAUUCAGCAACAAUGCCGGCACUGGACUAUUCGCCGGUAACCAGAACACCAGCGGUUUCGGGGCCAAACCUGCCGGUUUUGGCUUCGGCAGCACAACAGCAACAGGCACGACGGGUGGACUAUUCGGCUCCGCGCCCUCCACAUCGACCGGACUAUUCGGACAACAGAACAACACUAUCGGCGGGACCGGACUGUUCGGGAAUACCACAGGUGGUUUCGGUCAGCAAGCGCCCACGGGCACCGCCCACGUGAAGUACAACCCGGUCGUGGGCACCGACGUGGUCGUCAAGUCGGGCACGUCCCAGAACGUCAACAUCAAACAUCACUGUAUCACUUGUAUGAAGGAGUACGAGGCCAAGUCUCUGGAGGAGCUCCGGCUCGAGGACUACAUGGCGGGCCGCAAGGGCUCCGCUGGCGGAUCCAUGUUCGGUGGUUUCCAGCAGACGGAGAACAAACCGCUGUUCGGGGGCUCCACUUUCGGCCAACCGGCGACGACCAGCGCGCCCAGUCUCUUCGGCGGCGCCAUCGGAUCCACCUCCGGCUUCGGACAGACCAACACAUUCUCGUUUGGUAGCAACGCACAGACCAGCACCAAUACAACGGGUCUCUUUGGAGCCAACAAGCCAGCCUUCGGCGCCACACCCGCCGCCGGUACCAGUUUGUUUGGCGCGACGACGACUCAAGCGCCCGCGUUCGGCACCAACACAUCCACUUUUGGCUUCGGCAGCAAUACACAGAAUCAGACCGGUGGUUUGUUCGGCGCGAAGCCGGCGACCGGGGCUUUCGGCGCGACGCCCGCUAGCACGGGCUUCGGCGCGUUUGGCGCCGGCGGUUUGUUCGGCGCUAAGCCGCAGCAGACCACCGCGCCUACCUUCGGCUCCACCGCGCCCGCUUUCGGCACGUCGACCGGCUUCGGCACGAACACGACGGGGUCGGGACUGUUUGGCGCCAACACAUUCGGCAAGCCGGCGACCACGCAACCUUUUGGGUUCACGCAACCCACCCUUGGUUUAGGCGGAGGGUUAGGCACGUCUUUCCAGAGUAAACCGGCGGCGCCCGCCUUCGGCACUCUCGGAGGAGGCUCCCUCUUCUCUCAGCCGAACGCGGCGCCGAGCAACACCUUCCGCACAGGCCUCGACUCGGGGUUGGGGGGUGGCAGUCUCUUCGGCAACACGUCCACACUGGGCGGCACCACUCUGGGAGGUCUCGGACAAAUUAAUACUAACAACAGUUUAAUGGGCGGCUCUCUGUCGGGCGCGUCCGCGGCGGGCAACGUCCACGAGCACAUGCUGGCGCUCGCCGCGCGACCGUACGGCGACACCGGACUCUUCAAGGACUUGCUGCCUGACGCUUCGUCCACAGCAGAAGACGUGCUGAAACCCACCAACCCGCGCGCGGUGAAGGCGGUGUUGGACGGCGCGGCGUACCGCGUCACGUCGCCGCCGCCCGCCGCGUCGCGCCUCAAGGUGUUCCCGCGCCCCGUCGCCUGCGCCAGAGACAAGAAGUCCCUGUUCGACGGCUUGGAGGAGUCCGACCCCAGUAUAGAGGACAAGUUGACCCUCAAGCCGAGCAGGAAGCGGCUCGUCCUGCGACCCAAACGGACGACGGACGACGACGAGAUUGAUCAUGCUGAUACCAAUAGAUCAUUGGACGACUCGCGUCCCAUAGACACGACCCAAGAUCAGAGUCACAGAGAGAUGCAAGAGCAGCACGUGCAAGCGAGCAAAGAGGAUGCGACUACACGAGAGAAGGAGAGAAUAACAGACACGGAUAAUAAUAAUUCCGAGUCCUUCGACAGACACAGCAGUUGGUUGGGUCCCAAACAAGGUUGGAGCGAUAAAGAGAAACCAAUCGACAACGAACCGACGCCGAGACUGUAUCCCAAUUUAGACAAGGAGUUGCCAAUAGAAAUGUCUGAGAGACGAACUAGUUGGUUAACGACGAAGCCUCUGUGCAAGCCGCCGCCGGGCGCGCUGUCGGCGGAGAACUCCGUGCGCCACAUGGGCCUGCGCCCCGACCGGAGUGCGGAGGACAAGGAGAACAUCGACACCUCGGUAUCGGAAGGGGAGCUCCCGCCCACCAGGGAGGCGCCCCCCCACCCGGCGGGAGUCAAGCUGACCAGGCCGGGGUAUUACACCAUCCCAACGUUGGACGAAAUGACUAAUUACAUACGUCCGGACGGCUCGUGCGUGGUGCCGCACCUCACCAUCGGCCGCAAGAACUACGGCAACGUGUACUACGACUGCGAGCUCGACGUCGCGGGGCUGGAUCUGGACGCCUUGGUCCACUUCAUGAACAAGGAGAUAUUAAUCUACCCCGAGGACGAGGACAAGCCGCCGGUGGGCCAGGGGUUGAACCGACGCGCCAUCGUCACCCUGGAGCGCGUGUGGCCGAGGGACAAGACCGAGAAGCGACCCAUCACCGAACCCGACAGGUUGCUGAAGAUGGACUACGAAGGCAAACUCCGGCGCGUGUGCGACAAACAUGACACGAAGUUUGUGGAGUAUCGCCCUCAGACCGGCAGCUGGGUGUUCAGGGUGGAACAUUUCAGCAAAUACGGUCUGACGGACUCGGAUGAGGAAGAUGACGUCACGCCCGACAUUUUGAAGCGACAGCUCGUCACACAGACACUGCAAAAGGCAGCCGCGCCCGCUCAAAAACCACCAGUGGUAACCUCCACGCCGGGCCCCAGUGCAGGCCUCGGUGGCCUGGGAGGCCUGGGCGAGCUCGGCGGGCUAGGAGGCCUGGGAGGCCUCACCAACCUGGGCAACAUCACCGGAGCGAACAUCUCGGCCUCGGACGAGUUCUUUGCGAUGCAGCAAACGUCGCUCAACCUCAUGGAGGGCACUUCUAAAGCGUUUGACGUGGAAGUUAUUGAAGACAACACAGAGGCGCAGAGUCUUUAUGACGACAACAGAGCGUACGGCGUAAAGAGUCCAACAAGCGAGCUGGCGCGUUUAGAGAACAGGCAGAGUCACCACGUGCAGCUGAUGAAGGCGUCGCUCUACGCUGACGUCGACGCAGAAAUGGAAGACGACACCUCAGUAUCUACCGGCGAGCAACUGGUGCCGCACCCUAAGACCAGCGGCAUAAGGUCGAGUGUCGCACAGUCGGCGCCGAGCGUGCUGCAGGAGAGGAGCUUCGAGGAGGUAUCCCCCACUCUGAUCGCGCAGAGUGAAGAUGUGAUAAUGCGCCCCCUGGUGGUGCAGCCGUACACCGUGGUGCUGAACUACCAUCGGAAAGUGCCGCCCUUCAGACACACCAUCGCUGGUCGCGUGGAUGCCGCGUACGUAGCAGAUAUGUCCGUGAGCCGCGCGCGCCACAGCCGCGUGGGCUUCGGACCUGCCGGCGCGCUCGCCUACGUGUCGUCCUACGAUACUAUCAACGACCUGCCCAAGAGUGCGGAGCUCAACGAGCUCGGCAAGUACGUCGCCGGACGCGGCGCUGACGACUGGAGCGAGCCCACCGUCGCCAGAUUGGCGGUGGGGCUGGCACAGUCCGACGUCGUCUAUGACACACUAUCCCGCCAGUUGGCCAGCCUUUUGGAGUUCUCCACAGUGUCCGACACGGACCCGACACGACCGGACGUGUGCCCGCGACUUGUCGUGCGCGAGUCGCCGCGCGAUCGUCGCGAGCUGCUGCGACGGUUGCUGGACGAUGCGAGCAAAGCCAGGGAAUUUACUGCUAGCUUCGGUGUGUCGAGUGAAUACAGCCUGCAGGUGUGGAAGCUGUGCGAAGCUCUGUGGGGUGCUGACUUGGAUAACGAUGGUGUUCCCGGAACUGACAUCCAGUCGAAGGUUCACCGGCACGAGUGUCUCCUGCAGUGGCUCAAGGAGUGCGUCGCUUCGGUCACCGAUAAGGAGCUGGCUGAACCCACCAGAGGGGAGCCCGAAGACGAGCUGGACGGUCACAGCGCGCGGGUGUGGACCCUCCUCCUGGGGGGCCGAGUCUUGGAGGCCUGCAAGCUGUCGCGGGACUGUGGGGAUUUGAACAUGGCCGCGCUCAUCGCACAGGCCACAGGAGAUCCAGCCUUCAAGUCCCUGAUAGCUCGUCAAAUCACCAACUGGCAGGAGUGCGGGGCGGAGACCCUCGUCAGCGCCAGCCGGCGCGCCUCGCUGCAUCUCAUCGCAGGGCUUCGCCCCGCCGGCCACCUGGAGACCCUGGACUGGCUGCGCGCCCUGAGAGCCACCGCCAGGUACCUCUGCCCCCAAAUCCCGACCCUGGAGCAGGUGGUGCGCACGUACGAGGGAUACUUCGGUGCUGGUGAGGAGUUGGAGCUGGCCACCCUGCCGGAAGACGAGAUGGGGAUGCAGUUGCCUUUACCACCCUAUGACGACGUAUACACCAUUACCACUGGGAACGGUACCCGUCGCUCGCUGGACCUGCGCUACGAGCUGAUCCGAGCACGCGCCUUCAACAGCCGCCCCAGGCUGAGCCCCGCCACCUACUCGCCCGACCCCUUCGACUACAGCCUCAAUUUCCUGUUGGGUGUUUGGCUGGGCGCUGGGUCGGCGGCUUCGGUCGCGGGUGCGGCCGAGCAACUGGAGGCGCUGGGCGGCUGGCACCUCGCCGUACAGGUGCUGGCUUACCACCCGGACGACGCGGCUCGCAGUCACCUGAUUCGAGGAGUAAUAUCGCGUCACGCGCCCAGCGUGGCGGACACGCCAGAUGUUCGCUCGCGGCUCGACCUGCUGAGGAGACUGGGCGUGCCCGAGCGGUGGGUGUUGCUAGCACAGGCGCACAGGGCCAAGUAUGAGGUGAGGACACCAUCUUGUCUUCAAGUAAUUCGAGGAGUAAUAUCGCGUCACGCGCCCAGCGUGGCGGACACGCCAGAUGUUCGCUCGCGGCUCGACCUGCUGAGGAGACUGGGCGUGCCCGAGCGGUGGGUGUUGCUAGCACAGGCGCACAGGGCCAAGUAUAAGGUGAGGACACCAUCUUGUCUUCAAGUAAUUCGAGGAGUAAUAUCGCGUCACGCGCCCAGCGUGGCGGACACGCCAGAUGUUCGCUCGCGGCUCGACCUGCUGAGGAGACUGGGCGUGCCCGAGCGGUGGGUGUUGCUAGCACAGGCGCACAGGGCCAAGUAUGAGCGCAAACCCUCACUGGAGGUGCAGUAUCUGGUGGGCGCUGAGGAGUGGACCUCCGCGCACAGAGUGCUGGUGGACGAGCUGCUUCCCGAGGCGGUGCUGGCUGAUAACCUGCAAAGCAUAAAGGGUGUGCUGGAGAAGAUGAGUGCAGCCGCGGCGCGACACGAGGUGGGCGGCUGGGAGACGGGCGGACAGGCUCUGUACCAUUAUCUGAGGGUUUGUGACGAGAUACGCGGUCUGGUGAACGCGGUGGAGGCGAGCCCCCCCUCCGGCAGCGGGGGGGUCACGGCCCGCCUGGAGGCGCUCCGCCCUGCGCUCACGGCGGCCUGCCGCGCGCUCAAGGGGCUCAGCCCUAAGAGCGCAAGACACGCGGCAGCGCGCGCCGAGAUGGGAGCUCGACUUGUGCAGCUAGCAUUGGCGGCCGGUGAACCCCCGCCGCACCUCGCAGCAUUGCUGAAACAGCUGCGUCUGCCCCCCGACACAGCAGCGCAAGCUGUGCUCAAGAUAACAACAGACCUAGCUGAAAAAGCGUCAGAGUUGUGUAUCGACUCGACACCUAGCUCGCCGCUCUCUUCGCACCACAGGACUGCAAUCAAGAGUUAGAGCGAGACAUAUAUAUUUCCAUACAUUUCCUUUUUCUCAAUUUCAGUUUGUUUUUAAUAUCUAUAAAUUAGUAUUUGUAAUAAAUUAAAACAUAAGGAAAUUACUUGAUUGUAUUUAAUGAUUUAAUUAAUUAAAACUGUAAUUUAUAAUUUAAUUCAAUCUGUUUUGGUUGUCUGCAUGUAUGUAGUUAAAAAUAAGUAUCUUACAUGUUUGUGUAUGCUCAAUAGGGCUAGAACCCAGAGCAGUUCCAGUAAAAAAAAAUAUAAGUUUUUUUUUUAAUUUCUCUUUAUAAAAAAAUCAAUACAAAAAUUCAAAAUUCAUUUAUUUCAAGUAGGCUCAGUUUACAAGCACUUUUAAAACGUCAGUUGACUAUUUGUAAUCAUUCUACCAUCAGAAGGCAGAAAACAAAAUCUACACAUGGAAAUGCAUGUUUUUUUGCUGUUUAUAGGAUGUCUAGGAUUUUAUUUUGAAUUGUUUGUUAUUAACAAUUAAAUAAAUCAAUUGUAAAGAAUAUUUUUCAAGAAUGUUGUAACCUUAGUACUACAUGCAAAAUCCAUGGAAUCUAUACUAAUAUUAUAAAGCUGAAGAGUUAGUUUCUUUGUUUGAUUGAACACGCUAAUGCCAGGAACUACUGGUCUGAUUUGAAAAAUUCUUUCAGUGUUAGAUAGCCCAUUUAUCGAGGAAGGCUAUACGCUAUAUAUUAUUCCCGUAUUCCUACGGGAACGGGAACCACGCGGGUGAAACCGCGCGGCGUCGGCUAGUAUUAUAUAAUUAAGAAGAAAUAAUCGGCGUCGAAUUAAAAAAAAUAAUAUUAAUAGAUAACUUUAAUCUAUUUUAGUGUUCCUAUUCACACACUAGAAAUAUGGAAAUCUAAAACUUAGUUUAUUAAUUUUUUUUUUUAAUUUUCAUACAGAGACAAAAUUUGGUAACCAUACAGCCCAUUUAUUAUUACCAUAGAUAGAUUAUUAUAUAGAGGAAGAUGGCUGACUUGCAUUUUAUAUCAUACUUUUUCUGUCUACGAUUAUCCCACAUUAUUAUUUGACAUUUUGUUAAUGAAUAAAAUCCUUUUGUAACUUAUUUAUUUAAUUUUCACUAUUUUUGGUCAAUAUAUGUAAAAAAAAAAUAAGAAUUGUUAAUUAUUCUGACAUGUUCUAAAGUUCCAUUCGAAAUAAUGUAUUAUAAAUCUUAUUAAAAUAAGUACCUACCUUGCGUUUUUCUAUAUAUUUUUUAAAUUGUUAUUUACUGUGAAUGUAUUUGUAUUCCGCGUUCAGAUGCGAAGGGCUCGAAGGAAUUAUUAUUAAGCAAUUUUGUAAGUAAUUGAAUGUCAAAAUUUACAAUAAUGCGCGAUGCUUUGUUCCGCUUGGCGCUCAUGUGAAUAGACCCUUUUAAAUGAACGCGCCAAAAUCUUAAAUUAUAUUAUUUGAUUACUCAGACUAAUUAACUUUUAUUGUACUUGUAUCACACUCAAAUUCACCAACAAAGAUAUCUGUCGUUUUUUUGAGGGGGACGAGGUAAACUCGCACAUCGAAAUUUAGCACCAAUAAAUAUAUCACAACUAUACAUUUUUUUUUUUGGCUUACUAGUGAUUGUUACUAUCAUAUGUACCUAAUCUAGCUUAGAUUAGGUAUAUGUUUUCACAAAAUGACACAAUUUUGUUUGUGAAUAUGGGUGCAAUACUAGUCCUUAUGUAAUUAGUCUGAGUUAAAACCUGAUAACUUUCAAAGCCAAUAUAGUCCAAAACUCCUAUGGUCCUAGCAUGGGCUAACUCAGGUUUUUUAUAUUUAUAUAUUCUUUACAAGUUAGCCCUUGACUACAAUCUCACCUCAUGGUAAGUGAUGAUGCAAUCUAACAUGGAAGCGGGCUAACAUAGUAGAAAGAAGGAUGAAAAUUAUCGCUAAAUCGUUUGGCGGUACGUCGCCGGUAGGGUGGUAACUAGCCACGGCCAAAGCCUCCCACCUACUUUACUUUUUGUAUAAUGAAGUAGGAGUGACCAUUGCACGUUCUCAUCCUAGUAAUUAAUUUUAAGUUUUGUGCUUGUUUAAAAAAAAAUACAGCUUUUGGUGAAAUAAUGUUCCGUUUAAAAUAAAAUAAUAUGUAAGUAGGUAUUUUUUUGGUAUUGUAAUGUAUUGUUAAUGUGAUUUUUUCCAAAAUAUAUAAUUUGUAAGAUUA